Molecule: messenger RNA, 1213 nt
Organism: Larimichthys crocea (large yellow croaker)
Lineage: Eukaryota; Metazoa; Chordata; Actinopteri; Sciaenidae
Gene: hmgn1b
Product: high mobility group nucleosome binding domain 1b
Exons: 6
Coding region: 273-542 (89 amino acids)
Cellular component (GO): chromatin; nucleus
Molecular function (GO): nucleosomal DNA binding
Source: RefSeq, a predicted model, not a curated record
GGAGGGGAGGGGGAGAAUCCAAUCCGGUUUGAGCUAGUUCUUCUUCCAAUGGAACACUAACGUCUCUCCGCCGCCGCUGUGUUAUGUUAGACUGUACUGGCACCGCUUUUCUCUGAAUAUACCGACUGUAUUUUCAUCCUGUAUUGAGCUUCUUCUUAUAUAUAUUUUUUUAAAUUUUUCUACUUAAAAAAAAAAAAAAAAAAAAACAUACAACAAAACACCAACCAACAACAACCAACCAACCGAACAACCACACACAAAAAAAACCAACCAUGCCUAAACGGAGCACAGCAGCUGCAGGAGGUGAUUCAGCGCCCAAGAGGAGAUCUCUCAGGUUGAAAGAUAAACCUGCAGCUGCAAAGGCAGAGGCCAAACCCAAGCCAAAGAAGGUACCUGCUAAGCCCAAGAAAGCCAAGGAGGUGGAGAAGGCCAAGCCCGAGGAGAAGGCACCAGAGGCCCCCGCUGAGAAUGGCGAAGCCAAAGCUGAGGAUGAGGCACCAGCUACAGACGCAGCUGAAGAAAAAGACGAGGCGGCAGAAUAACAUCUCCCGUCUUCUACCAGUGCUCCCUGUACCUCUUUUCUUGUACAAUUCAGGGGAAUAUUUUUAUCAACUAUUUUCUAAAUACAGGUUUUUUAGUAGUUUGAUUGUAGAGAACACUUUUUUUUAAUGAAAGAAAAAAAAAGUCAAUUUGGAAGACGGGAAUUUCAUCACAUCCCACGAUUUUGCAUCGCCACGAGAAAAAAAAAGAAAUUGCGGCCAUUGCUGUUACUGUCGGUGGAUUUCAUUUCAGUUUUAAAUGUGAAGGAGGGGAGGGUGUGGGACAGGUUACCGUGUCAACACGCAAGCACAACGUUCACAGGAGCUGGGGCAACAACCGGAAGAGCUUGCCUGCGUGGAUUACAUUCCAUAUGCUUUAUAAGGGACAGUGUAUGUAAUCUGUGCUGGGGUGGGAACGGACAAAGUCACAGGGCAACUCAUUGUUUUAUUGUUUAUAAUGAAGAACAGUGUUUUAGAAUGUUUGUAAGCUUUGUUCCUAUAUGUUAACUCUUGUACUCAUACAGUUUUCUUAAUGAAUCUGAUCAAUAAAGCUAAAAAAAAAAUCCCUAGUACUGGAGCUCUCCCUAUCAGAACUGUGCAUCGCGUGUGUUGGUUGUGUCUCUGUUCUGUGAUAGCAUCGCAAUAAAUUUGUAUAGCUGCUGUGAAAAAAAAAA